AAACGUGGGUUGGUCGCCGCCGCAUUCGGUGACCAGGGCAGCGACACUGUACGAAAAGCUAGUAGUCGAUUGACGCUCGAGGAUUUGAGGUUCCUGUUUAUGGGCACGCGCGAUGAGUACUUCGACACCCAUCUGGAUGCACUCUAG
Messenger RNA from Sphaeroforma arctica JP610, 147 nucleotides. RefSeq lists its product as hypothetical. The annotation marks the transcript as partial. The transcript has a single exon. NCBI's taxonomy places the organism in Eukaryota, Ichthyosporea, Ichthyophonida. The record is from RefSeq and is a predicted model, not a curated record.